Messenger RNA from Parnassius mnemosyne (clouded apollo), 1524 nucleotides. The record is from the annotation of a GenBank genome assembly. Lineage: Eukaryota; Metazoa; Arthropoda; Insecta; Lepidoptera; Papilionidae.
AUGGCAUCAGGGUCGAAGAAUGAUAUUGUAAAUAGAUUAUUAAACGUUAGGCUUGAUGAAGGUGCGGGAGGUGACGAAUUGCCUCCACAGAACAUGCUUCCUUCAAACCAACAUGCUCGCCAGUUGGGUCAUGUUGCUGAUGAAGACAAUGGACAAAACAACGAGCCUAUACCAUCUUCCUCUGCUAUAGAAAAUCUGCAGCUGACCAACAACACCGGUGGCCGUUUACAUAACUGGCAGGCUACAAAAACAACGGUCAAAGAGCGAUUGUCUUUCCUUUUUAAUAACGAAAUAUUGUCCGAUGUCCAUUUCAUUGUGGGUAAAGAUGCAAAUCAACAAGUUAUACCGGCCCAUAAGUUUGUGUUAUCUGUUGGGAGUGCGGUGUUCGAUGCUAUGUUCAAUGGUGUAUUAGCUACAAAGUCUGAAGAAGUCGAACUGCCAGAUGUUGAGCCAGCAGCUUUCCUACAUUUGUUAAAGUUCUUAUAUUCAGAUGAAGUCAGGAUUGGGCCUGAAAGUGUGAUGACGACACUAUAUACCGCCAAGAAAUAUGCUGUGGCAGCAUUAGAGGAGCAUUGUGUGGAUUUCCUUAAAAGCAACUUGGGAACCGACAAUGCCUUUUUGUUGCUGACACAAGCACGGCUGUUUGAUGAGCCACAGCUGGCUGCUUUAUGUCUUGAAAUGAUAGAUAAGAAUACAGCAGAUGCAUUGAAUGCAGAAGGCUUCACUGACAUUGAUCAAGAUACUUUGAAUGCUGUUUUAGAAAGAGAUACCCUACGGAUUAGGGAAGCAAAAAUAUUUUCUGCUGUUCUACGCUGGUCAGAAGCAGAAUGCAUACGUCGUCAGCUCCCAGUCACUCCUGGACACCAACGCAUGGUUCUUGGCCGGGCCUUUAACGCAAUAAGAUUUCCGUUGAUGUCUGUAGAAGAGUUUGCAAUGGGGCCAGCUCAAAGUGGCUUGCUUGAUGAUCGAGAGAUUGUCCAACUCUUCCUUUAUUUCACAGUGAAUCCUAAACCAAAUGUAGGAUUCCUAGAUACUCCAAGGUGCUGCAUGACAGGGAAAGAACUGACUGCGAACAGGUUCCCACAGACUGAAUCUCGGUGGGGAUAUAGUGGGACUUCUGAUAGAAUAAGAUUUACAGUGGAUCAGAGGAUUUUUGUUGUAGGUUUUGGACUCUAUGGAUCAUAUUUUGGACCAACUGAAUAUGAAGUACAUUUGCAAAUAAUCCACUUGGCAACAAAGAAGGUGUGCGGCUCGAACACGACGACGUUUUGUUGCGACGGCAGCGAUGACACAUUCCGGGCCAUGUUUAAAGAACCCGUUGAAAUAUUGCCUAACACUUCUUAUAUAGCCAGUGCUAAACUUAAGGGCACAGACUCCUACUACGGGACUAAAGGCCUGCGCCGCGUUAUGGUGGACUGCAACAAUGGCGAAAAGGUCGUAUUCCAGUUCUCGUAUGCAGCUGGCAACAACAACGGCACCUCGGUCGAGGACGGACAGAUACCCGCGAUCAUCUUCUACAUAUAA